This is a messenger RNA of Oncorhynchus mykiss (rainbow trout), 1406 nucleotides long. Its product is annotated as SH2 domain-containing protein 1A. Lineage: Eukaryota; Metazoa; Chordata; Actinopteri; Salmoniformes; Salmonidae. The record is from RefSeq and is a predicted model, not a curated record. Gene Ontology annotation, biological process: regulation of signal transduction; regulation of immune response.
GUUUUUCCAUACAAUCAAAACAAACCUUUUUUUUCUCCUGACAUUUGUUUUUGCAACCAUCAUAGAGACAACGAAGACACUGAGUAACAAGCAUUGAUAUAGGCUCUGUUUUACUGCCACUCUGUGGCUGGGUUUGAGAAGCGCAGAUGCAAUGUAAUUGUCUUUGAUGAUAAUUCCAUAGUUUUUGCUUCAAAUUGUUAUUUUAGUUAUUAAAACUCAUCCAGACCCAUCAUAUUAUCAGCUAAUAUGAACAUUAUAUGACAAUAACAAUUUACAAUAAACAGAAAAGUUCAAUGCAAAUUAAGGUGACAUGUAGGUCUAAAUACUCAUACUUCAAUACUGUUUCCUGCAGUGGCAUAACCUUAAAGGGAUAGUUAACCCAGAUUGCAAAAUGCGAUCCAUACUUUGGUUUAGUUUCCCUGGCAGUAUCUGUCAAGGGACAGAUAUAAGCAUUUUUCGUGAAUCAUGUCCAAAUCAUCUGAAAGUAUCUAAAAUUGAUUGUAAAGCUCAAAGUCACAGUGGAUGAUUUGAACAUGAUGUGUAAAAAAUUAUAAUAUCGGUCCCAUGACUUGAUUGGGAUUGGUGCCACAAUGCUAACAAUUGCCAGGGAAACUAAACCAAAGCAUGGACUGCUGUCAUACUUUGUCCAUUGACUGCUUACAGAGCAAGGAACCCAAUAUGUACUUUGGGUGAAGUAUCCCUUUUAAUAUGACAACAGGCUGUGUGAUCUUUUCUUUCCUCUCAGGAAAUGAUAUGAUUUCCUGUAGGUGGUACCAUACCAUAAAUACUACCAUACUGAAUGUGUGUCAGUGUUAUUCAAAGAAAUGUCACGCUUCAGUAUCAUAGAGCAUGUUUCUGUUUACCACGGAGCUAUCAGCAAGGCCACUACUGAGAUGAUCCUGGGUGCAGUGGGGAGAGAUGGGAGUUAUCUACUCCGAGACAGUGAGAGUUUGCCCAACACCUACUGCCUAUGUGUUCUAUGCAAAGACGUUGUCUACACCUACAGAAUGUUCCAAAUCAAUGAGGGGUCCUGGACAGUUGAGACAAACCCUGGAGUAGAGACACGAUUAUUCAGGAAGAUAAGGAAUCUGAUAGCUGCCUUUGGUAAACCAAACCAGGGCCUGGAGAUGCCCCUCCUCUAUCCAGUUGAAAACCAACACACUGACCUGCAGUAGCCAUGAGAUGAUGGCUCCUCUUCAAAGAUACAAACUUUGACAACAAUAUGUUUGAAGAACUGUGAAAUGAUUCAAAUUAAAUAAUUUAUGUGUAUUUAUUUUUUGUUUUUGUAUAUUGUUUAAAUCACAUUGUUUGAUUAACUAUUUUUUAAUGUCCCGUUCAAUUUAAACCAGUGGUACUCAUAUUAUUUCAUGAUACAAUGAAAUAAACAUCAAAACAUACGGACAAAG